CUAGUUCCAAUUGCAUUUUCUGCGUUUGUUUUUUUCGGGGGUGUGACGUUUUUCUUGUUGUUUUUGUGCUAUUGUGAAAUAAACCAAACAAUUGUCGAGUUAAAAAGACACUGAUUGUUGUUUUGCGUCGCAGUUCGAACAACGAAAACCAAUCCCAAACAAAGCUUACGCCGGCAAAACCGCGAAAUGCAGGUGGAACCAGCCGACGUCGGCUGUGACGUCACGCAUCGCCAGCAGGAGAAAAACAAAACCAAUGGGAUUUUCUCGACGGCAGUCAGAAGUAAAAAAAACGGGCAACCGAACGGACGGAUCUACACCUCCACGCCGAAGACCUCGCAUCCAAAACUUGAGCACUACGUGGGCGUUGCUGAACCCACGGAAAAGGGGCGAGUGGGCGUGGUGACCGCCCUAGAUCCGCUGAUCAAAAAGGUUGCCCUUCUCUUCGGGGUUCUUAUCAUUGGCUACAAAAGCGUCAUCUUAACCAUGCCAUACAUCACGGGCGAUUCCAUCCAGGUGCUGAGCCACCAGGUGCAGAGUAGGUGGAACGAGACCUUGGUGUGGGCCACCAGUCACCAGCUGGGCUCCAGGCUGAGUCCCCUGCUGUGUGGCCUUCUAGUGGCAGCUUUCGCGUACGGAAUCGUGUACUUAGACAGCGCGGUGCCUGGCGUAAAUCCGCCCUCGCCCUUUACGCCGCGUUCCAAGAAACGUUUCCGCGAGGAGAAGACUGCCUCGAUGCACUUGGGUUACUUGUGCGCCCUGUUCUGCGGAUUUCUGUUUAAUAAGUUCACCAGUAUUAGAGUUUAUACGCCCACUUCGGAAUUUGUAUUUAUUGUAGUCCUUGAAACUGUGCAAUGCUCCUGGAGAGAAUCGUCAGGGGGCAUUUUGAAGCUAACUUAGUUCCUAGGUAUGUCAAUUAUACAUAAGUUACUAACUAUAAAUUAUUCAUGAUUUGUAAACUACAAAAGUACAAAAUGAAACAUUUCACUGUUGAUUGGAGAUCAGGAUCGAAAUGCUUAGGCUAGCAUAUUUAUACCUUAUAAAAAGUACUCUGUCGGCUGGCCUAAAAAUCUCAAGAAAACUGUAUCCUUAAAAAAUAAAUUACUUUUGCACAGUGUUUUGCAUUAAAAUAUA
Molecule: messenger RNA, 1131 nt
Organism: Drosophila mauritiana
Lineage: Eukaryota; Metazoa; Arthropoda; Insecta; Diptera; Drosophilidae
Product: ADP-ribosylation factor-like protein 6-interacting protein 6
Exons: 4
Coding region: 187-897 (236 amino acids)
Source: RefSeq, a predicted model, not a curated record